Messenger RNA from Trichoderma atroviride IMI 206040, 1160 nucleotides. RefSeq lists its product as uncharacterized. The record is from RefSeq and is a predicted model, not a curated record. Gene Ontology annotation, cellular component: membrane. Lineage: Eukaryota; Fungi; Ascomycota; Sordariomycetes; Hypocreales; Hypocreaceae. Gene Ontology annotation, molecular function: monoacylglycerol lipase activity.
ACAAGCCACUAGCCCACAGUGACAUUACAGGUGCAUCUCAGCGCCUUGUCAAGCUCUGCUUAUUAUUCCGGCGCCUCCCAUUGUUUUCACUGUAUCGUUUAUCAACCGGAGGGAGCGUCGUUUCAGGUCCCUUGUUAUACUGUAUCUUGUAUAUAAGUCGCCUGGUAGCAUUCAUUCAUCAUGGCGACGACUACUGAGGGCCAGUUCAAGGUCGGCGAUGCGAGCUUCUACACAAAGACAUGGACGCCGACGAACCCCGUGGUAGCCAAGGUCAUCUUCGUCCACGGCUUCAGCGAGCACAUCAACCGCUACAAUGACUUCUUCGCCAAGCUCGCCGAGCACGGCAUCCAGGUCUUUGCAUGGGACCAGCGCGGCUGGGGCCGCAGCGUGACGAAGCCCGCCGAGAAGGGCCUCACGGGGCCGACGGCGCGGGUCGUGGCCGACGUGGCCGCCUUUAUCCAGGACAAGCUGCCCUCGGACGUGCCUGUCUUCGUCAUGGGCCACUCCAUGGGCGGCGGCGAGGUCCUCACGCUGGCGGGGGACGCGCAGUACAAGCAGCUGGUGGGCCAGAUCCGCGGCUGGGUGCUCGAGGCGCCCUUCAUCGGCUUCUCGCCCACCGAGGUGCCCAGCUCGCUCAAGGUGUUUGUCGGGAGACUGGUCGGACGCCUGUUGCCGCGGCAGCAGCUCAAGCAUGUGGUGCCUCCGGAGCAUCUGAGCCGCGACCCGCAGGUGGUUGAGUCGAUUAGGAACGAUGCGCUGUGCCACAACACGGGCACGCUGGAGGGCUUGGCGGCGUUGCUGGAUCGGACGGCGACGCUGGCAGGCGGAGGCGUCAAGUUGGGGGCCGAUGUGCGUUCGCUGUUUUUGACGCAUGGCACCAAUGACUUGACGUGCAGUUAUGAUGCGGCUGUCAAGUUUGUGAAUGGGCAGACGGCUGUUGAGGAUAAGGAGACCAAGUCUUACGAGGGCGGGUAUCAUCAGCUUCAUGCGGAUCUGUGCAAGGACGAGUUCACAAAGGAUGUGAUUGAUUGGAUAGUGAAGCGAUCCAAGAUAGAGCCCAAGCUGUAAGGGGUGGGCGGUUUGGAAAUGGGUCGUGCUGUCGCGAAGCUUGCAUCAAGGCGUUUUAUUAUAUUACAUUUAAUCUCACAUUUUAAUUCAGG